Molecule: messenger RNA, 1599 nt
Organism: Elephantulus edwardii (Cape elephant shrew)
Lineage: Eukaryota; Metazoa; Chordata; Mammalia; Macroscelidea; Macroscelididae
Exons: 6
Coding region: 1-1599 (532 amino acids)
Biological process (GO): regulation of nervous system development; regulation of transcription by RNA polymerase II
Cellular component (GO): nucleus
Molecular function (GO): RNA polymerase II transcription regulatory region sequence-specific DNA binding; DNA-binding transcription factor activity, RNA polymerase II-specific
Source: RefSeq, a predicted model, not a curated record
AUGAGCCCGCGGGGACUCGGAGCCGAGACCCUCCCGUCUCGCCGAUCCCCGCCGCGGCCCCCAGGGGCGCCCUCGAGCGGGGUCCCGCGGUGGGGAGCGCGCAGCCCGGACAGGGGCGCACGCGGCGUGGGUCCCCAAGGCCUGCAGCCUGGCCCGCCUCCUGCUCGGCCCGCCUCCUCCUCCAGCCCCAGCCGGAAACCAGCCUGGAGCCGGAGACUGGCGCGCGAGGCCCUCAAGCCUCCAGGCGCCGUCAGCGACCCGGGGCGCCCACGGGCGCCUCUGUCCACCGCCACCCGGGACCUGGACUCGGGCGCGGAGGGGCGACGAGGAGCCGCACAGCUCUCCGAGCUCCCACCUCCGGGCAUGAAUAUGCAUUUCCGCCCCGGCGGGAAUCCCGUCCCCUCACCGGCCUCCUCCUCGGGUCGGGGCACGGAGUGCAACGUCCUAAUGAAUUCCUUUCAAAGCGCCCGCUGCCGCCCAGGCCAUCUAUCCCCGGGGCCGGAGUGGGGAGCGCGCCCCGACGCCUUUGUCCGGGUGCAGGCAGGAGAGGAGGCUCUGAGUCCCGGGGGCGCCGUAGACGCACCCCCGCCCGAGCUGCGGGCCAACGCGGCCGACUCCCCAACACUAGCGCCUCGGCGUGAUCUGGUUUUUAAUGAUCGGUGGAACAAUGCCCUUGCUCCCUCCCGGGCAGGGCUGUCGCCGUUCCCAGCGGACGCCCAGACCCAGGACGUCGCAGCCCAGGCCCUGGAGGCGCGUGGACGCCCGGCGCACGCGAGCGCGCUGGCCCGGGGAAAAGAUGCCAGGCCCGGGAGUGGCAGUACGCGCCCGGAGCGGCCCUCCGGCGGCGUCCCCGCGGCGGAGACCUGGAGCGCCCACCGCCCUCUGAAGUUUGCGCGGCCGAUCCAGGAGCAGCUCCGGUUCCAGGUCCGCGCGCUCCGCCGCUGCGCUCGCACCCGCUGGCGGCCUGGAGGCGGAGGGGCGGGGGCCGGAGAAGCCCCGCCCGCGAGCGGCGUAGCCAAUGGGAGGCUGCGCACGCCCCCAUGUGACCCAAACCCAGUCGGGCAGCAGGCGAAAUUCGGGGCUGUCAGAGGACAAGGGAAAGACGAGUCAAAGGUGGAAGACGACCCGAAGGGCAAGGAGGAGAGCUUCUCGCUGGAGAGCGAUCUGGACUACAGCUCGGAUGACAAUCUGCCCGGGCCCGCGGCGCACAAGGAGGAAGAGCCGGGCCACGCGCUGGAGGAGCCCCCGGCGAGCGGUGGCGGCGCGGGCGCCACCACGUCCACCGGCAAGAACCGGCGGCGGCGGACUGCCUUCACCAGCGAGCAGCUGCUCGAGCUGGAGAAGGAGUUCCACUGUAAGAAGUACCUGUCGUUGACCGAGCGCUCGCAGAUCGCCCACGCGCUCAAGCUCAGCGAGGUGCAGGUGAAAAUCUGGUUCCAGAACCGCAGGGCCAAGUGGAAACGGGUGAAGGCCGGCAACGCCAACUCCAAGACAGGGGAGCCCUCCCGGAACCCCAAAAUCGUCGUCCCCAUCCCGGUCCACGUCAGCAGGUUCGCCAUCCGAAGUCAGCACCAGCAGCUGGAGCAGGCACGGCCCUGA